Molecule: messenger RNA, 1917 nt
Organism: Penicillium cinerascens
Lineage: Eukaryota; Fungi; Ascomycota; Eurotiomycetes; Eurotiales; Aspergillaceae
Product: fungal specific transcription factor domain-containing protein
Exons: 6
Coding region: 1-1917 (638 amino acids)
Biological process (GO): DNA-templated transcription
Cellular component (GO): nucleus
Molecular function (GO): DNA binding; zinc ion binding
Source: RefSeq, a predicted model, not a curated record
AUGGAUGAAAAUGUACACGACAGCAGCGUGGAUGUGCUACUUGUAGAAGACGCAAGGUACGCUGUGAUGAAAGGCAAGGAAUAUGUGGUAACUGCAUGCGCCUCAAUAUCGAUUGUCUCUGGUACCCGGCAUCAGAGCUUCUCCAACGUUCGCGACAUUGUGAGGCAUGAAGCAGAAGCCCCACAGAUUCAAGCCGAUCUUCCUGAUAGAUCUGAAUUGAAAAAGCUACUUAAUGUCUAUUUUGAUGGACCUCACAACUUCUACUUCUACACUUUCAUCCACAGACCGACAUUCCAACAAAAGCUGGAUCGAGGCGCAAUCCCGGAUUAUCUUCUCUUAAUUGUGAUUGCGACAGGCCUCCACUUCCUCGACCCCAAGGAUAACCGGGCGGACCUUUGGGCAGACAAGAGUCGAAGUCUCAUCAUGAUGGACAUUUUCUCUCCGCCUUCGACAACCACUCUCCAAGGGCUUCUACUACUUCAACGCUACGAGUGGCAUCGGGCCUCACAUAUGAAUGCCUGGGUGCUUUCAGGAUUGGCAAUUCGUAUUGCGCAGGGGCUCCAACUGAACCUUGAAAUCCCAGACGAGACGCGCACUACAACCACCGUCCGUGAGACACGGAGGCGGCUUAUGUGGAGCUGUCUUGUGAUGGAAUCGAUGAUCGAGACCGGUCGCAGUCCCCUGAGCAGACUCAACCUGAGCUCGAUCGAGGUUCGACUCCCAUGCGACGAAACAACGUUUCAGUUAGCUUUGGAGUCCGAUAUGACCGGACUGGAUCAAUCUGGCGUGGAGAGCUAUGAUAACACUUCCCAUUUUGGAAGUCGCUCAGGCAUCUCGGCGUUUUUAAUAAGAUUUGCAGUACUUCGGCGGGAAAUUUUGAAUUACACCUUGCCAUAUCAUCCCCGAAACCGUGGCCAUACACCACCGCAAGCCCCUUGGGAUACAAACUCACCUUUUUGGAGCCACGAACAGAAGCUGGAGGAUUGGCAGGCUUCCCUUCCGACAGAACUUCAAUUCAAGGAUGAGGUUUUGUAUCGUCGUCACCCGCAGCUUUACAAUUUUAUCACCCUUCACUGCCUAAUUCGUGGCUGUUGGUGUGAUUUGAACAGGAUAGGUUCUUACAUUACAGCGUUAUCUCAGAUGGACGAUGCACCAAGCCUGUUUCUUCGGUAUCCUCAGCCCUUUAUCGACAAUUGUCGACAAAAUCGCCUGCGACAUGCGUUUUCAAUAUGCAAAGUCAUCACUGAGAGUACAACACUUCAGGGGAUAGAUCAUGACCCUGUUGUGGCAGUCUCGGCAUCUCUUGCAAUUCGGAUUCUCACGAUUGAGCGCCGGUUGGAGGAUAGCCUUGCCCUUGGACUAACCGACGAAGAAGUCGAUUUAGUUCUUGAUGCACCAAUACAGUGCGUUAGACGGGUUGCUGAGCGCUCAAAGCCUAUUUCCGAGUUGUUUCAUUCAAUUUGCACUCUUGCAAAACGCAACGGCUACCAUAUGGGUCUGGAAGAUGAGUCUAGUGGUACGACCUCCUCAAAUCGGAGUGGCGGGAUGCUCGGCAAGGCAGCAUCACCUUCACUUCGCACAUUUGGGACAUUUGGAAGAAUUCAAAAUGACAUGGCCUGUCGAGGUGAUGAACUUGCCCCGACUGCCUGCAGUCCCGCCGAUGAAGACAGCGACGUGUUUCACUAUAUUGGGCGUGAUCAAACUAGGCGUCGCGUGGAUGCAGCUACGAUUCAAGCCAACCAGAACCCCACUCCACCGCCCUCAAUAUUUCCUCCCUUCGAGAUGUUUCAACCUAGCUCAGUGGAAAUGGGAAAUGGCUGGGGCGACGGGACACUCAAUUUCUCGAUGAGCCCGGUCCAGCUGGGAUGGAUCAACCAAAGCCUGGACUGGGAUUUGGACUACAAUAACUUUGAUUGA